UGUAUGUUUUUGACUUAGUAGCCAAGUGACUCCUGCCAUUCAAAGCUGCCCAACUUCUGUUGAGAAAAGCAGACAUGAUACAUUGACAGCAUUUGGAAAUAAACUUUGGCGAUGAGAUGGAAGCAUAAAUCUUGAAACCAAAACAGCAAUGGCUCCAGAGUAUUGAAACAAGACACCGAAGAGCCUCCAACACUUCAGUGUGAGCAGUGGAAAAGGAACAACUACCAUGGUAACACUAAUAACAGAAAAGCUGCAGAACCAGAGCUUGGAUGAUCUGACGUGUAAAACAUACAAUAUUAAUCUGUACUCAUCUGAGAAGUUGAACAAAAGUGGCAGCUUGUUCCCUUUCGAAAUCAACGAAGACAGUCCUUGGAAAGCUUUAAAUGGCGGUUGCCCGCUCCCGACGGACGCGACGAGGAGCUCCGCGUACCCGUUCCCCGUGUGCCCCUUCAGCACAGGCCCCGCCAGCAAUGGCAGCCUGCAGUGGCAGCAGGAAUCCUCCAGUCCGUCCAUGGUGUCGGGAUGGAUAAGUGAGUUAAACCUCAACGAGAAUUCGGGGCAGCCCUUGGCGCCGCCCACCAAACGCCACUGCAGGUCCCUGUCGGAGCCGGACGAGCUGGCUCGCUGCCGCUCCCCGUGGAAACCCGGCAGCUCCAAAGUCUGGACUCCCGUGUCCAAGAGACGAUGCAAUAGCGGCGGCAGCGCCACCCUGCAGCGCUGCAACAGUCACGGCAGCGCCACCUUACAGAGAAGCACAAGCAUCAGCCUGCCACAAAACGUCCUCUCCUUAAAUAACGUCUUCACCGUCACCAGCUUCAACACGUCGCCGGUGCCCAGACCUUCCUCGGCGAGCAGCGGCUUUGUGGACAGUAGCGAGGGAAGCACAAGCUCAAGCACCCGCUGGAAUUCCGGAGGGCCUUGUGACUUUAACCCAAGGCGGCGCCUCUCCCUCUCCCAGGAGCACAUCACGGAGACGGGAAAUCUCUUGCCUUCAGCCAACAGCACUCCCACCUCCACACCCGAGCUGAGCCGGCGCCAGGGCUUGCUGCGGUGCCGCUCGCAGCCUUGCGUUCUCAACGAGAAGAAAAGCCGGCUAAAGCGCAGACGGGAGGAGGACGUGCGGUGGAACAGGCCAUCGUUAGACUUUUUUAAAAUGACACGGGUGAGAUUUUACUUUGCUCGGUGUGUGUGAAAGGAGCUGUUGCUGAAAGGUGGCUUCUAGAUAAGCCGCGUUCAUUUGUAGUUGGUGCAGCUUUGCCUGGGUUCUGAUACUGGCAGUUCAGCAGUACAGCAGGGCUUCCUGUCCUUGUCAAAGCGAUGCUCUACAGCAGCUUAUUUACAGCCCAGCCUACUUGAUGAAGUGCAAAGAGCAGUGAAAAGAUGCUUUAAGCAGAGGCCAAGAAAAGGCCUGUUUUUAAAAUGCAGUAAUGCACAAGGAAGGGAGCAGGCUGGGUAGCAAAGAAAAGUUAAUGCCAGUGAGUUAGCUAAGAGCAAUGUGCAGUAAUGUCUUCUAAAGUUACUGCAGUUCAAAUCUAGUUAAUUCAUGUCUGCACUUUGCAUGUAGUAGUCCGAAUCUCACAUUUUAAGCCUCUGAUGUCAAUGGGAGCAACUUGGCUAUGGUUUAAAACUGAAGCUACUUGUUUGGUUUAUAAGUGAAACUGAGAACAUGGAACUAACCGCUACUCCUCUGCUGCCCUCCCUACCUUCAGCAGGUACCAGACUUGAGGGUUGUGUGGGUAGUUCCCUUAAUAUUGCUAUACUGUAGUGGGAAGCAGACACUUUGCAGAAGCAGCAGUAAAAAAGUUGCACUGUGGUGUCUGUCCAUUUGAUGUAUUGUGCAGAAGAAAAGCUAGGGGAGUGGGAUUCUGGCUAAAGCAUCUUAUCUUGGGUAGCAGGUUGUUGUUGGCUUAUACAUGGGCAUGCACAGGAGAAAAAUCUAGUGAAAUAUUGAACUGGAGAAAAAUCUAGUGAAAUGCUCAACUGGGUUAUCUGCUGUAGGGGUGGUCACUGAGCUUGCUUGAUUACUUCUGCUUUGCUUGCUUCUUGUGUAGCUUUCUAAGACAAUCCACUGAGAACUUAUAGCUUAAGGAAUUCCCUUCAUUAGAGACUUCUUUUUUUGAGAGAACUACAGGAUAGGUAAUUAGGUGACAAGCUAUAAAUAGUGAUUUGCUUAGUGACAGAUUAGUAACAGAUUUUUGUUUUGGAUGCGACUAGAUGCUGUUCUGGGUGUUGCUUUAAAAUGCCCGUUCAUUAGCCAGUUAAUCAGAUCUUACCUGUUCUUCCCUGUUAAUCACUGCUAAGAUUAGCUUGAUAAAUCUGCUCCAGAAAUAUGCAUGGAUUUGCCUUUCAGCUGCUCGUGUUCUAAUGCAUGUUUCUUUAAACUGAAUGUACAACUUGGAAGCUUCUGCUCUCCUGGCUGGAUUUGCUGCUUGCAUUCUCCAAGCUUUAAAGACAGUGUUUUAGAAUCAGGUCUAAGCUGAAAAAAGCCUAAAUAAACCAUUAAGUAGUGUGCCUGGAGAAGACUAGAUAGAGCCUUGUACCUAGAGCCUCUUAGAUCUGCUGCUGCAUUAAACAGCACAUAAGACUGUAAUAUUUGGGCACUGCUAAUCACUCUUUGCUGCGAGACCUAUUUUGAAAACCAUUUUCAUGGUAAGCAGAGUAGUUUGUGCAUUAAAGCUCAUUCAACACUGUCAAGGCCUGAUGGGGCUGUUGCAACUCUGCCAUUAGCAUCUUCCUAGGAAGAUGCUAACGUGCCUUUAAUCAAAGGCACAAAGUGUGGUUUGGAAAUGCAUUGUCUUUGAAGGAAGCUGAACUUUAAUGAUAAUAUUUACCUAAGUGAUAAAUAUUUACCUAAAAUAUUGCUUGGCUUUUAAGUAAAAGCUGAAUCAAGUUUUCAAGAAAUGACGGGAGGUGGGGAAGAAUGGGGAGAUUUGUUUAGAGUGACCUGUCAUGUUCUGCUGGACACUUUUCUCUGCCUAUCUUCUCUUUACAUAUUUGCCAGCACUGGGGAUGUAUGCUUUAAGACUUAAAACAUUGUGGUCUAAAAUUUUCUAGGAGUAUACUUCCUGAAAAUUAUUGCUGUGCAAAAUAUUAUGAGCUAAUACUACAGAAGAUUUG
This is a messenger RNA of Nothoprocta perdicaria, 3117 nucleotides long. RefSeq names its product family with sequence similarity 53 member A (gene FAM53A). Lineage: Eukaryota; Metazoa; Chordata; Aves; Tinamiformes; Tinamidae. Gene Ontology annotation, cellular component: nucleus. Gene Ontology annotation, biological process: protein import into nucleus. Bases 227 to 1192 code for a protein of 321 amino acids. The transcript has 4 exons. The record is from RefSeq and is a predicted model, not a curated record.